This is a messenger RNA of Arabis nemorensis, 654 nucleotides long. Lineage: Eukaryota; Viridiplantae; Streptophyta; Magnoliopsida; Brassicales; Brassicaceae. The record is from the annotation of a GenBank genome assembly.
AUGGAUGUGGUUCAGAGAAAAGUGAACAGUAUGGGAAGAAAAGUUGCUACUUUCCCUUAUGUUGAAACUAUUGGAAGAGCUCUCUUUGCCUCCUCCUUCUUCCUCUCUGCUUGGAAUGAUUACAUGGAGCUCAUAUCAAAUUGGGGAGGACCAGAGGAUUACUGGAGACCGAAGUUUGGCUACUCAGGAGACCAGAUCAAGCAUCUUAUAGCAGUUAGUAUCAUAGUGAAGACGCUUGGUGGACUUAUCUUCAUUUAUGGCAGCUUCUUCGGAGCUUCCCUCUUGAUUCUACACCAAGGCAUUGCUACAAUGAUACAUCAUGAUUUCUACAAUCAUCGUGUCGACAUUGAAGAAUUUGGAUUGCUUUAUCUCAAAUUCAAAAGGAUCCUGAAUGAAACAAUGUCCUACGACACCGCGAACAAUUUCUACAAGUCAAACUUUGACGAGCAGCAUAUUGAAGAAGUCAUAUCAAAAUUCCGCGAGCUUGGGAAUCACGCGGCUACACACUCUUCAUUGUUCGGGCAUAACGAGUUUUUCAUGGAUCUCUUAAGCUUCAUAAAGGGAUUAGCCAUAGUAGGAGCAUUGCUCUUUUUCGUGGAUAUGAAGCAUAGACUCGAUAAAGCCAAGAAGCAAUCCAAAGUUAAAACUGAGUGA